AUUAAUAAUAAUGUAUUAUGAAUAAUGUGUUCAGAAGAGGAGCAAAAUAAAUUCUGAUAAUAGAGGAAAGUUAGAAGUGAACCACGUAGCUGGUUCAAAGUCAUUUGUACGACUUCGUCACGACAUGCGAGAUUUCGUCACUAGUCAGGAGCCCGGACCAGUAGACUUCUACAAAGAGACUCACUGUCGGCAGGCGACGGGAUCUUGGGAGGAGAUGGACACCUUACGUAGUCAGCCCACUCCCGAUGGUACUCAGCGGAGUGAGCCAGAGAUCCUGAGUCAGGUGCUUGGCAUCCAUUCUGGAUAUGUGCGUGGGUUUGGCCAUGGUGCCAAGCUCAUGGCACUUGCUAGAGCUGCCUCCAGCCGAUCCAUCGUCGUUGGUGACAGCGUCGUACGCCGAGCUGUUACUGCAAAGAGAGAGAGGUCCAGCAGCUAUGGGUCAUCGUCGAUGACAUCAAAGAUCAGCUGGACAGGCAGAGGGAGGAGCAGGAGAGGAGGAUGGAGGAGAUGCGGGUGGAGCAUGAGCGACGGAUGAUGGAGAUGUUUCAGGUUUUUGCUGCACGCUUACCCACCGAUGCCCCACCACCUCCGCCUUCAUCUUUGUGAUUUUUUGUAUAUUUGUUUAUGAUGUUAAGUUUAUAUGUAUUUAUGCGUGAAUGAAUGUGAUGCGGAUAAGAUUGUUUGUGUUUGGAUGAAUGUAGUUUAUGUUUGGGUUUGGGUU
This is a messenger RNA of Magnolia sinica, 721 nucleotides long. RefSeq lists its product as uncharacterized. NCBI's taxonomy places the organism in Eukaryota, Viridiplantae, Streptophyta, Magnoliopsida, Magnoliales, Magnoliaceae. The coding region runs from base 125 to 535 and encodes 136 amino acids. The record is from RefSeq and is a predicted model, not a curated record. The transcript has 4 exons.